AUGGCAGGUACAAACGGAAAGGAAAAAUUACCCCAGGAGGUUAGGUCCCUCGGGACUGAAUCCCUACCUUCAGCUACGGCUGGAUUCUGGGGGAGCAAACCUGCGCGGAGUGAUGUGGAAGGAGGAGAUAGGAGGAAACAAGAGAUAGAGAGGAGAAGGAAGGAGGAGGAGAAAAGAAGAGCGGAAAUGGAAAGAAAGAGGAAAGGAGAAAUGGAGAAAGAAAAAUACGAAAGAGAACUGUUGGAAAAACAGAAAAGAAGGAAAAGUCUGAGCACCAUAGCAAGUGAAGAAGGAGAAGGAAAUGAAGGAGAGGAUGAAGGAGAGUCGGAGAUAGAGAAAGUGAGAAGAUCUCCAAGUGAUGUAGAGAAAAGAGAAAUUGAGAGAAUAGCUAGAGAGAGAAGAAGAAUAAAGGAAGUGGAGGAAGGAUUGACUCAGACAGAGUCGGAAACGGCUGAAUCGGAUAAAGAAUUCAGCAGGAAAAGGAAAAAAGAGAGGGUUUGGACAGCCCGAUUGAAGGAGGUGAAAGUGAAGAUAAUCUGGUGGAAAUUGAAGAAACUCUUGAGACAUGGUUUAGAGAAACUCUUGACAAUUGAGAGAUGGUUUAGAACUACCAGAACUAAGACAAAAGGAAUAAGCAUUGCCGUAGAAACUAAAUUAUUCGGCUAUCUAAGAGUGAUAAAGAACAGUGUGGAAAAAGAAAAAAUGGAGAGAGAAAGAAUUAAUGGAAGAAUUGAAGGAAGAGAAGAAGUGAUGAAGAUGAUAAGAGAAGUGAGUUUGGAGAGGAGAAUAGAAAAGAUAGAUGAAGGAAGUAUGGUGGAAGAAACUGAUGUUGAAAUGGAAGGAAGAAGAAAGACUUAUGCUGGAAAGCUGAAAGAAGGACUUAAGAUACCGAAAAUGAGUGGUGUAAAGAAAGUAGUUAAUGAAGCACGGAUUGUAUUAAUAAGAAAAGAUGGAGCAGAAAGUGAAGCUGUCAAGGAGGACGUGAAGAAAGCAGUUGACCCUAGAAAAUUGGGUCUAAGAGUAAAGAGAGUAGGUAAGGUGAGAAAUGGAAUCAUGGUGGAAGUUGAAAGUGAAAAGGGCAAGGAGAUGUUGAUGAUAAAUGAAGAUCUAAAGAGCAAAGGACUAAAGGUAGAAGAGCCUUAG
Messenger RNA from Homalodisca vitripennis (glassy-winged sharpshooter), 1143 nucleotides. Its product is annotated as vicilin-like seed storage protein At2g18540. Lineage: Eukaryota; Metazoa; Arthropoda; Insecta; Hemiptera; Cicadellidae. The transcript is spliced from 2 exons. The record is from RefSeq and is a predicted model, not a curated record. The coding region runs from base 1 to 1143 and encodes 380 amino acids.